AUGGUAGCUCACCAGCUGCUGCACCCCCGAGCUUUAAUAGUAGUCAACAUGGUGGCUCACCAGCUGCUGCAUCCCCGAGCUUUCAUGGUAGUCAGCACGAUGACAAAAUGUACAUGGCAUCCUCAGCAUCAAAAUGAAAUAAAUGCUAUUUUCGAGAAGAAGGCUGCUGAGCGGAUUAAAGAUACCACGUUCGCUGCUUGGAAUGCUAGUAAAAUGCCGGAAUGGUUAAGAGAAGAUGUUUGGAAGAAACUUCUUGCGAAAUGGAAUAUCGAUGAAUGGAAGAAGAAGACUGAACAAGCAAAGGCAAACUGCACCUCCAGUAAAGGUGGCUCGUUGCACACAGGAGGUUCGAUUAAUUUUACGGCCCAUAAACUAAGAUUGGAAAAGGAAAGAGGGCAAGAUAUGAGUCAUGAUGAGGUCUUCGAGGAGAAGCAUAAGAAAAAGAAUAAGGAUGGUACAAGAGAACACUGGGAAGAUUAUCAUAAAAGGGUGGGAAAAUGGCAACAAACUCAACCUCCUUCAACUCAACCAACACCUGAUGAUACGAAUUCAUUGUGGACAGAGGCAUCAAGUGGAGUAAACAAAGGCAGAGUCUACGGACUUGGAGUACGCCGACCUAUAGGUCAUCCAAACCCACUCUUAGCGAAUUCUUCUUCUUCGCAAAAUCAAGAACAAAUGGAAGAUAUGAGAAAAGAAAUUUGUGAUUUGAAGCAACAAUUGGACUUACAAUUCGGAAUAUUUGUUAAGAUGCAGAAAUUCAUGAGAAAACAUGGGCAUAAUCUAUGUGAUGAUGAGGAUGAACAAACUGAAUCUGAUUUUGUAGUAGUUUAG
Messenger RNA from Nicotiana tabacum (common tobacco), 831 nucleotides. The record is from RefSeq and is a predicted model, not a curated record. Lineage: Eukaryota; Viridiplantae; Streptophyta; Magnoliopsida; Solanales; Solanaceae.